This is a messenger RNA of Nezara viridula (southern green stink bug), 396 nucleotides long. Lineage: Eukaryota; Metazoa; Arthropoda; Insecta; Hemiptera; Pentatomidae. The record is from the annotation of a GenBank genome assembly.
AUGCAGCAGUUACUACUAACAAAAGAAUGCCAUUUAAAAGAACACAAGGCAAUUAUAGAAAAAGUCAACACAGAAACUGAAGAAGAUACGAAGACGCUUUUCAAAAAUGUUUUUAACCGCAGGAAAAUGAAAGUAAGAAUUAAGACAUUAAGAGGGACCAAUAAUUUAGGGUUGAUUGUAGGCCCAGAAUCCAAGGCUGUUCUCACACUGAUUACGGACGAAAUCAGUAAUAAGCAUGAGACAAGCUUAUGGGUGAGAUCUAUAAAGAAACAUCAGCCGAUAGAAAUUAUAAAAAACAUUCCAGAAGACAUUAAGAAAGACGAAAUGGUUCCAGUCAUAACAGAACAAAACCGACUACAAGAGCAAGACAAAGCUGAAAACCAUAUUAACAAAUAA